Solenopsis invicta (red fire ant) is the source of this 2001-nucleotide messenger RNA. RefSeq lists its product as uncharacterized. Bases 419 to 841 code for a protein of 140 amino acids. The record is from RefSeq and is a predicted model, not a curated record. Lineage: Eukaryota; Metazoa; Arthropoda; Insecta; Hymenoptera; Formicidae. The transcript has 3 exons.
AAAACUGCUGCAUUAUGACGUAUCAUCUUAGUGUAAUUAUUGCGACAUUUUCGUCAAUUUAUAAUGCCAUUACUGUACAAUAUUUGCACAAUGUGCCUACUGCAGUACAUGUCUUAUGACGAUUAACAAUUAUUCGUCAAGCUGUUAUUUUCUAUCAGCAUCUACAUCGUUUCUUUCUUUUUUUGAUUGACCGGUAUAUAAGAAGAGAAAGAUGAUCAUCAACCAGUUACGAGUAACGGGUACGACGACCGCGUUCUACAAGGAAGGCGAGGUCCAGCUAAAAGUUGUGUAGGUUUACGAAAGAAAUCGAAGAGCAAGGACCGCCAACGAUCUCAUUUGUCUGAAAACUUUCAAUCGUGUCGGGAGCUGCAAGUGCGAGUGGAAACGUCUUUAAUCUCGUUCAAAUUUUUACGAGAAAAUGUCAUUAUUUAUUUUUCUCGGUGUCCUGUUGCACUGUUGUGCAUUUAGUGUAUCGAAUGAACCUGAGACACUAACAGGCAAUCAUGCGUUAGGGGCAACAGAUAUGAUGAACGCGCCACUAACACCUUCGCCAGAUAUGACAGAGAAUAUACGACAGUUCCAAGGAAAUUAUCCUUUCUUAUCGCCAGGAUACAGACCACAAAAAUGCCCUCUAUGUGACAGUUCGAUUUAUCCUUAUUGUGGAGAAAAACUGUUGCACGACGCCUGUUGCUGUUCCGAUUCUCAUGAUUUACCUUAUCAAUGUAGAUUAGCAGACUGUCGAUUUCUGCACGCCAACAGUUGCAGGGAGCAUCGAUUGAUCGCUAAUUGUUGUUGUAACGAUGAUUAUCGUGCUAUUUUGAAAACUCUCAUGCAACAAUAAAUCCAUCGUAUUACGUACAACGUACAUUAUCAAUUGUGACAAAAACAACAAAAACAACAAAAAGGUUUUAAUGACAAAUAAAGUGUACAAUGUAACUUGCUAUAACACAGAAAUUAACCAAUUAAUUGUUAAUAAAAACUUAAAAAUUAAUGAAAAAUAGUUAUAUAUGUAUAUUAAUAGAUAUAAACAGAAAAAAUAGCUAUAGAGAAGAACGUGGUAUUAUUGGUCAUACAUUAUAAGUGUUAUGAUUACUCGAUUAUCUCCGUUAUUAGGUGACAAAUUCUAGUUACUUAUGGAAUCACACACAAAUACACACACACAUACAUUUAGAAAUAUGUCUGACAAAUUUAAUAAGUUUAAUAAACAUAAUAGACAUUUAAAAAAAGGCAAGAAAAAAAAGUGGAAAAGAGAGAAAAAAGGAACAAAAAAAGAAAGAUGAUGUAACAAAUUUAUAUAUUUCCAUUAAAUAUUAUUUAUUUAUUUGUGUAAAAUUAAUUUAUAAGAAAAAAUUUCUUUCGUUUUUACUUCUAAUAAUUAUAGCUGCGGUUGAAGUAUCUAUUAAAAAUGUUAAAAUUCCAUUGCAAAUGUUGAAAUAUCGCGAUUGAAUCUGAAAUAGAAAAUAAGGUAUGUUACAGUGUUUUGCAAUAGGUGAAAAAAAUUUUGAGGAAUGAUUCGAGAUAACAAAAAUCAAAAAUAACAUAUUUGCAAUUAAAGCUUUAUUUUUUUUAUUUAUAAAUAUUUAAAUAUUAACGUAAAGUGCCUCAAACAGAAAUAUUUAAACAUUUAUAAUUAGAAAGUAAAGUCUUGAUAACAAAGUUGUUACUUUUUAUUUUCAUCUUAUCAUUUACUAAAAUUACUUCUUAAAUUUUCUCCUAUCUGUUGCCAAGCAUCUUAAAUAUACAUACUGCAUCUCGAUGUAAGAAGCUGAUCCUUUUUCAUUGUAGGUCGUGAAAUCCAGUUCGGAUCAGCUUUUAAAAAGAUCUAAUACAUAUGUUCAUAAACUCUGAGUAGAUGGAGCAUAGUAAAUAAUGAUGAAUGAAAGACUUUGCAAUGUCCGGAAUCGCCGACACGUGUGCGCCCUUGACUUCAUUUCGUCAUCGUAUUUGAUCGUGUUAUUCAUGCAAUAAUUUUAUUGAAAUAAAUAUUUCAAUGUGAGCUUA